Messenger RNA from Daldinia vernicosa, 1603 nucleotides. RefSeq lists its product as uncharacterized. The coding region runs from base 137 to 1522 and encodes 461 amino acids. Gene Ontology annotation, cellular component: ERMES complex; SAM complex. The transcript has a single exon. Gene Ontology annotation, biological process: mitochondrial outer membrane translocase complex assembly; protein insertion into mitochondrial outer membrane; phospholipid transport. The record is from RefSeq and is a predicted model, not a curated record. Lineage: Eukaryota; Fungi; Ascomycota; Sordariomycetes; Xylariales; Hypoxylaceae.
AGAGUUCUUUAAUCGCCAAAUGUUAUCGAUUUCCCAAUACUAGCAACAUCACGUCGAGUCUUUUCUCCGAUGCUCAUACGGUGACGCUGAUCUCUAGCUUGCCUACUACUGGCUAGAUGGGCAGGCCUCCACGAAGAUGCGGGAAUUUAUGGAUUAUAUCCAGUCGGUCUUUUAUGCUGCAACAGGCUGGAACCGGGAUAAUAGCUAUUCUUCGCUCAAUGCGACGUCCGAUGCCCUUCUGAACUUUCCGACGCCUCGUGGUCUUCGUCUAACCCUAUCUUCUCUCGCAACAUCGCAAUUCGCUACUUCGUAUCAGCUUGGCACCGUGGGUAUUGUUGAUGGCUCUGUAUCAUACUUAUACUCAACGGUGCCUCUCGGUCAUGCCAUUGCCCAGAGUGAGAAGAUACCCCUACCAGAUCUUUUGCGAAGUUACCGCCCGCUUGCCGAGCUACCUCGCCGAGCUGAGGAAGGACAACCGGAGGGAGGGUUGAUCAAAGAUGGACUUGCAUAUGGGAGACUUUACCUCCCAGCAUCGAUGUUGGAGGCCCUGGUGGUUAGGAGGAUUUCGCGUACGUUACAAUUCCAGCUGAGUGCUGUGUCAGAUCAAAAACUACGGAAUGGGGGUACUAUGCUGGGUAUGGUACAGUACGACAAGGGUCGCUAUGCGGUUGAGGGUCUCGCAUCAACCGACGGCGGUUUGCUCGGAGCGCGCGCGUUGUACAAUUUCGGCGGUGAUGUGGCUCACCUGGAUACACAAACGCAACCAGCGACUACCAAUGGGAACGGAACGGGUAACAGCGAGCGAGAACGCAUUUUCGGCCGGUUCAGUGCUGGCGCCGAGUUCUAUUACGGAACGCUAAACAAGUCAGGAGGUAUGAGUGUUGGAACGCGAUUUGCGACGCUGCCUACGCACAAAGGUACUCCACUCACUGCGACAAUGACGGUUAACCCCUUGAUGGGAACUAUUAGUUGGAGUUAUGCAGUCAUGGCUGGUAGCUAUUGUUCGCUUGCAUCGAGGAUGGAUUUCAAUGUUUACAGUUAUGAAAGUGACUGGGCUGUGGGUAUGGAGCUCUGGAGAAAGAGAGCGGCUUGGUCUAUUAACCAAGAAUUGGAAGAAGUACCAACGCCAGUCAACGCCACGCCCGAGAGGAGUUUCCAGGAGAAAUUAGAAUUGGAGUUGGAUAGCCCUCCCCUACCCCUGGACACGGCUGAAAUUCUGCCACCACCGGAAUCGGUCGCUCAGCUAAAUAAGAAGGAAAGAAGCUUCCAGGCUAAGAUGGAGUGGAGGCUAGACGAUCCGGAUGUGGAUGCGACAGUACCGGCCACCAAUGAGAAUGAUGAUGAUCAUGAUGAGCAGUAUUCGGGCGUUUUGAAGGCGCGCCUAGACCAGCAUCUCAGGGUUGGUCUUUUAUGGGAGGGUCGAGUCAAGUCUUUACUUUUUAGUCUUGGCAGUAGCAUUGACCUACGACGACUUGACUCGCCUUUCCGCACACUAGGACUCGAAGUACAAUUCUCGGCAUGAAGAUAUUAAUAGCAUAAGCUUAGACCCUCCAAAAUGGCUUUCGUGGCGAUUAAUCGGCGUGCCUGUAUUGCUGUCCAACCC